UUCCUCGGUGAUGUAGCUGCGUUAAACAGCCAUGUGGAAUCGGCUGUGCUUCAUCCUAGCGGUGCUGUCCGCUAUACAAGCUACAACAAUCAGAAAGAAACGUUCCCGAGUCGAGCGACAGGCGUACUACAACAGCGGCAUCAACAAUAACUAUGUGUGGAAUACUCCUGUCGAUGUGGAGUUUGUCCUUGAUUCCUCGGACAGUGUGGGGGCAGACAACUUCCGGUAUAUGAUCCAAUACGUACAGAACCUGGUCCGUCACUGGGAGAUAGGCCCGCAACGUAUACAGGUGGGCGUGGUCACCUAUGGUAAUGGCGCCAGAAACCAGUUCUACUUUAACAACUACCAGACAAGCGCGCAGCUGGUCAACGCCAUAGGGAACAUCCAGUAUCAGAGUGGUGCUGCAGAUCUGGGAAAUGCUUUCAGAUUCGCCUAUGGAGAUGCCUUCACCAGCCAACAUGGUUCACGUGAUCAUGUGCCACAUGUCAUAGUACACAUCGGCAAUGGCGUCUCCAGUAACAAAGCCUUCACCCUGCAGGAGGCCCAGGCAGCCCGGGAUCACGGUGUAGCCAUCUACAACGUUGCUGUUGGAAGUGGUAUUGAAACCAAUGAGGUUCAAAAUAUCGCAACAAGCCCAGCCUCUAGAUACGUGCUCCAUGCGGACACCUACCAGUCACUUGACACCCUUGUCAAUCCACUGGCGACUAGGAUCGAAAACGAGGUUCCAGGUUCCAACACCAUGCUCCCUCAGCCUAACGGCUGUCUGCAGAAGGCGGAUCUGGUUUUUAUGAUUGAUUCCUCCUCCAACGUUGGCAUUGCCCAACAUCAACAGCUGGAGAACUUCCUGAAGAACUUCCUGAUCAGACUACCCGUCGGCAAGGACAAGGUGCAGGUUGGCCUGAUACAGUACAGCAGUUACCCCUCUGCUGGCUUCCCCCUCAGCAUGUACACUGACAGGAACGACCUUUUAAAAGCCGUGGACUCUCUGCGCUAUAUGGGCGGUGGAACAAACACUGCUGAUGCCCUCAAGUACAUGAGGGAACAAGCCUUCUCACAGACUUCUGGAGCUAGGACGGAUGUUCCUAGAAUCGGCAUAGUUGUAACCAACGGUCAUUCUUCUAACCCUACGGCCACCACCACUGAAGCUGACAAGGCCCGAUCUAGCAACAUCGGACUAAUUGGUGUCGGAGUUGGCUCAGGGCUCGAUUUGAAUGAAUUGAACAACAUUGCUGACAACCCACAUACGUCCAACACCUUCACCAUCAGUGAUUACGACCAGCUGCAAAAUUCCAUACCGCAGAUUCUUAAUGCUGCAUGUAACAUUAAUCGGAUGGUUCCCGGGCACACUGGAGGACAGGGGGUAACACAUCCUCCAGACACCUGUCAGGACAAGCUAACCAACUGCCACGAGUAUGAGAAGAGUGCGUGCGUCGAUUACAAGCCAUGGGCCACGGAGAACUGUGCUAGAUACUGCCAGAUAUGUACACCCCAGUUCACCGUCACUGAGGAGUGUAAAGACAAGCUGGACAACUGCAAGAUGUACGCGGCCGACACGUGUCAGUCUUUCGGGUCCUGGGCACACACCAACUGUCGUCAGUAUUGCGGAUUCUGUGGCGACAUCUCAGCAGGAUUCUUUGGGCAGUGUUUCUACAAGGGAAAGGCGUACAAGCAGGGAGAUCGAUGGGACGACGGUUGUGACUACGAAUGUGUGUGUGAGAACGGCAAUACCGGGAAAUACCGCUGCUAUAAUAAGUGUCCUAUAUAUAACGACCUGCCGGGCCAGUGCACGCUUGUGGUCACCCCGGGACAGUGCUGCCUCAAGCCCGUAUGCAACUUCCAGCAGAAGGUGACAACCAACACCGGAUCAGGGAUGGGCAAAACACCAACAGGAAUCAGCGUGUGCGUGUACGAUGGUAAACAGUACUAUCAAGACGAGAGUUGGGAAGUGGGCUGUGACUUCAAGUGUAGCUGUAUCAACGCUCAACGAGGGGUUUACAGCUGCCAGUCUUACUGCCCAACGUACAGCAACCUGCCUUCUUCCUGCCAUCUCGUCAAGUCUCCAGGCCAGUGCUGUGAAACACCAUCGUGUGACUUCAACCAGCAGGUCGGCAGUUUCACUGGAAGCGGGACCACUUCUGGUACCGGCAGUUCCAACAAGCCCAAAGAGCCAUUGCCGUGUGAGGAUGUCCUAACAAACUGCAAUAUGUAUGAAGCCUCAUCCUGCAAGGAUCCUUUCAGACAGUGGGCUAUUGACAACUGUAGGAAGACAUGCAAUUUGUGCGAGAACGGACUCUCCAAGCCAGGACCAAAUGAUGUGUGUUUCUAUCAGGGGAAACCCUACCAUCAGGACGAAGCCUGGAGCAUCUCGUGUGACGUGGAUUGUGUGUGCGAACAAGCGACAUUUGGAUACUACAGAUGCAGUAAUAAGUGUCCGAGCUACAUCAACAUCCCCAAUGGCUGUUACACCAAGAAGAAGACCGGGGACUGCUGCGAGACUGUUGUGUGUGAUAGGGGCUCUUUUGUCCCCUCCACUACUAACCUCAAAUCCAUCGGGAACGGAGGAGGAAUUAUAGUGACUGGUUUAGGCGGUUCCCAGAUUAACGUCCCCCCAACCUUCCCUAGUGGAGCCACACCCGGCCCGGGAUCGGGGGGUACCGGCAUGCAAGCUCCUACACUCAACGGAUGUCUGUACAGCGGUAAUCUGUACGUCCAGGGUCAACAGUGGACGGAUGGCUGCCAGCAGACUUGUGUCUGUACUGACGCUACGAAGGGGCUUUAUAAAUGCAGAGCCAGAUGUCCCUCAUAUCAAGGCAUACCGCAAAACUGCAUCAUGAAGGCUGACCCGAACGACCCCUGUUGUAAGAUUCCAGGCUGUAACCCCCUGACCGGCCAGCUGCCUAUCCCAGUGUACGGACCAAACGUUCAGAACAUCGGAGCCGUGCAGCCUCCAAGUAUUGGCGACCUUAUCUCCGGCACCUUCACUGUGAAGCACUCUAUCAACUUUAAUGGUGGCACCGUGGCCCCGCCCACCGCCCCUGCGGUUGUGCCCACUGGAUCAGGAAUAGGGUACUGUAUGUACAAGGGGCAGCGGUACGCUCAGAGUCAAACAUGGCAGGAUGGCUGUGAUUAUAACUGUGUGUGCCAGGAUGCCACGGCCGGGAAAUGGAAGUGUAACGAAAGGUGCUUGAAGUAUGAGAAUCUCCCCCAACCGUAUUGCAAGCUGAUCCAAGACACAGCUAACCCCUGCUGUAAGGUACCUCAUUGUGAUUUCACCGGCAAAUACGGGGAAUUGUUCGGCACCCUAACGCGUCCUCCAGUCACCCAGCCGGCCACACAAUACCCACAGACGCUCCCAGUCAUCACCACGCCCGCCCCAGCGUUUUGUGACUACAAAGGCCAAAAGUACAACCAAGGACAGAUGUGGUAUGAUGCAUGCAGCUUGAAAUGUACCUGUGACAACGCCAGGGCUGGUUACUACAGAUGUGUGAACAGAUGUCCCCAGUACGACAAUGUGCCCGCAGACUGCAGUAUGGUGCCCGACCCACAGGACCCCAUGUGCUGCACGGUCCCCAAAUGUAUGUUCAGCUCAACCUCUGGUGGGACGUCUGGCCAAGGAAAUAUACCUGUUCUAAGCCCGGGCAAUUUCAACAACCAGAAUCCAGGCGGCAAGCCAUCCGGCGUCGGCUACUGCGAAUACAAGGGCACACGGUAUCAGCAAGGUGACAAAUGGCAAGAUGGCUGCCAGCUGAAGUGCGAGUGCCAGGACGAAGACAGUGGUCUGUACAAGUGCACUGAGAGAUGCCCCCGCUUCCCGGAUAUGCCACCCCAGUGCACGCUGAUCCCAGAUUUCACCGACCCCUGCUGCAAAAAGCCGUCAUGUGACUUCACGGGUACUUCUGGGUCUCUGUCAGGUCAUGGUAACCUCAACACUCCACCCCCAGGGUACUUCACCCCUUCCCCCGGCUACACAGGAUCUCCCAUACCAGCCUACUGUGUGUACAAUGGCGCCAAGUAUUUCCAGGGUGCCACAUGGAAUGAUGGCUGUGACAAGCAAUGUCGCUGUGAAGACUCCGUGAAGGGACUGUACGUCUGCAAUGACAGAUGUCCGGCAUACGACAAUCUACCACCAGAGUGCUCCCUAGUAACUGACCCUAAGGAUCAGUGCUGUAGAAUACCUUCCUGUCAGUUUGUACCCACUCAGGGACAGAUUACUGGCACCCUGUCACCUAACAUGAUCCCUACAGCUGUACCCGGUACAAUCACUGGACAAGUUCCUACCCCUACCCCAGGGCCUGAUGGCAAGACUCCAACGCCAAUCAACCACUGCAUCUACAAGAGCCACGUGUACCAACAGGGCCAGGAAUGGGAGGAUGGAUGUACCUACCACUGCACUUGCCAAGACGCACUCAAUGGGAAAUAUGUAUGCAAGGAGAAAUGUGCGCGGUACAACAACCUUCCCCCGCAGUGUACAUUGGUGAAAGAUGCAAGCAACCCCUGUUGCAUGACUCCAGACUGUAUUUUCUCUGGCACAAACGGUCAGAUCUCAGGCAGUGGACAAAUAACACCCAAGCCUAAUGUCACUCCCUCACCAGGAAGUGGAGCCACCCCAAACCCCAAUGUUAGGCCAACGCCUAAACUGCCCAAAUCUGUGUGUAUAUACCGGGGCCAGCCCUAUACACAGAGUCAAACCUGGUUUGAUGGGUGUACCUACAAGUGUGUGUGUGAGAAUGCUGACCAGGGCGUCUACAGAUGUGACAACAGGUGUCCGACAUGGGAUAAGCUGCCGUCCGAGUGUAGUCUCGUGGCUGACCCUAAAGACCCUUUCUGCUGCACGGUACCCAAGUGUGACUUCCAUCCUCAUUCCGGCAACAUCACAGGGUUUGUCCUGCCUUCUGUAGCCCCAGGGACCAUCAAUGGUGGUGCCGUGAUCCCUACUCCAGGGCCUAACGUGACCCCAAUUCCACACCCCGGUGUGUCGCCCUCCCCGGGCUUCUACCCACAGUAUACUCCAGCGCCGUUCCCCCAAGGUGUAUGUGUUUACAAGGGGAAGACAUACCAGAAUGGAGAGCAGUGGCAAGAUGGCUGCGACUACAACUGCGCGUGCCUUGAUGCUGCCGGCAGAUACAAGUGCACAGAGCGGUGUCCCCGCUUCGGCUCCAUCCCUAGUCAGUGUCGGAUGGUGCAAGAUGUCUACAACCCAUGUUGUGAGAAGCCCUACUGUGACUUCACCCCGGGCCAUGGUUCAGUCUCGGGUACCGGUCUACCAGGCGUCUCCCCUAAUGCUUCGCCCAUUCCCAAAAAGAUGUGUGUGUACAAUGGAGUGGCCUACGACAAAGAUCAGACCUGGAAUGAUGGCUGUCAACUCAAGUGUACCUGUGAGGACUCCGUCAAGGGAGUGUACAGAUGCGAUCAGAGAUGUGCUCGGUAUGACACAGUUCCUGAGGGCUGUCGCCUGACUACUAGCCCAAGUGAUUCCUGUUGCCGUGUGCCAUACUGCAGCCCCAUUCCAAAUACAAAUCCUACUCCCGGCCAAGUAACCUAUGCCCCUGGUGUAUCUCCCUCCAUCCCACCAACCUAUGGCCCAGGGAUCAACCCAAACAUUAUUGCCACUCCGAAGCCAUACCUGUUCCCCACUGCACCGCCUGGCAAGAUCACCGGACAGACUGUCAACAACCCCGACAAGAAUAAGCCCCAGAACACGUCUGUGUGUCUAUACAACAAUGUUGUGUAUACACAGGGACAGACAUGGACGGAUGGAUGUGACUACCAGUGUGAAUGCACUGAUCAGCACAACGGCAAAUACACCUGUACAGAGAGGUGUUCAGUUUUCUUAAACCCACCACCCUUCUGUGUAAUGGCCGUGGAUCCCAAUGACAACUGCUGCAAGAAGCCAAUAUGCAACCCGCUCACUGGUUUGACUCCAAGCCCUCAAAACACGCCCGCCCCGACCCCCGGGAGCAACGUGUCACCAGGGUUCAGUCCAACACCCGGGACUGGUGGUGUUUUACCAACACCUACAGGCGUGUGCGUGUACCAAGGAACCAGCUAUGUCCAGGGCCAGCAAUGGUACGAUGGAUGCACAAAGUCCUGUAUAUGUGAAAAUGGGAAAACUGGUUUCUACAGAUGCAGUGACAGGUGUGCCAAAUACGACAACGUUCCACAGCAAUGCCGCAUGGUUGCUGAUCCCAAAGACCCACAGUGCUGUCAGGUUCCUGAGUGUACCCCUACCCCCGGGCCUAAUGGCUACCCCACCCCUGUGCCAGGCGUAUCACCCACGCCCUCAGUCGUGACCAACGUGCCUGGCUUUGUGACUGGAGUUGCUCCCACCCCUACACCUGGACCAGACGGCAAGACACCAGCACCAACACUGGCGUGCAUCUACAAGGGCCACACGUACCGACAGGGAGAAAGAUGGCAAGAUGGCUGCCAGUACAACUGCGUGUGUGAAGACGAAGUGACGGGCAAAUAUAAGUGCAAUGAGAGAUGUGCUAAGUAUCCAUUCAUUCCACCACAAUGUUCACUUCGGAGAGAUACGGACACUGAUUUCUGCUGCUACAAGAUGGUGUGUGACUUCUCCAAACCUACCAUCAACCCAUUCCAGACCCCAACGCCAGGUCCCAACCAGACACCAGGACCUAACGUUACACCUAAUCCCAACCAGACGCCAGGACCCGUGGCAAAUUUCUGUAUGUACAAGGGCGUGCCGUACCGCCAAGGCAAAGAGUGGACGGAGGGGUGCUUACAGAGGUGUCGGUGUGAUGAUGCCUCCAGGAAUUAUUACACAUGCUUCAACAGGUGUCCGAGUUACAACCUACCGCCGUCUACGACGUGCACCCAGGACGUCGACCCCAACGAUGCCUGCUGUCGAAUUCCUCAUUGUGUCCAAACGCCAACGCCAUCUCCCAAUGUGGGACCAAGCUCUAAUCCUAAUGUGAACCCUACACCUAACCCCUAUCCCCAGCCUACGAUUAUUCCUCAUGGCACUAUUGGUGGAGAAAAUGCAAACAAGAACCCACUCACCAACCAAGGGUUCUGUAUCUACAAGGGCCAGAUGUACAAGCAGGGAGACAGAUGGCAAGAUGGCUGUGACUAUAAUUGUGAAUGUGUAGAUGAGAAGAGUGGGAAGUACACAUGUACAGAGAGAUGCAAUAAAAUUGCCAGCAUUCCCGCCUACUGUAACGUCAUUCAGGACCCGUAUGACACAUGUUGCAAGAAGCCAGACUGCCCUACCCUGUCACCACUGCUGACGACCCCGCGGCCAAAUCCCUUUGCCACACAAACACCGAAACCUCCCAACCCUUUCUCGACGCCAAAUCCACAAGGAACACCAACCCCAAAAAAUGCAUGCGUGUACAAGGGACAGCCCUACACACAAGGCCAGCAGUUCUUUGAUGGCUGUAAUAAAAAGUGUGUUUGUGACGAUUCAUCAAGUGGCCACUACUCGUGCGUGGACAGGUGCCCGAGCUACCCCAGCAUCGCCCCUAAUUGUGUCAUGGUGCCAGACCCACUGGACCCCACGUGCUGCCAGGCCCCCCAGUGUAACAACCAGCCCCACCAAACCCCCACUGGAAUACAGGGUACUAUCACGGGCUAUGGCAAGCCGCCUACACCCGCCCCUCAAGCCACUCCAGUCCCAGGAGGCAUCACUCCGACACCCGGUGACCACCAGCAACCGACACCAGCAUCAGGGUGUGUGUACAAGGGCAAACUGUACACACCUGGGCAGAGGUGGGCGGAUGGCUGCGACUACACAUGUGUGUGUGAGGAUGGCAUGACUGGCAAAUACCAGUGCACUGAGAAAUGCCCAAAGUACCCAAACAUGGCACCUGGGUGUCGCAUGAUAGCAGACUUUACCAACCCCUGUUGCAUGACGCCUGACUGCUCGGCCCCAACUCCGGGCCCAGCCAUCAAGCCACCCUCGGGACAAACACCUGCACCUACAUCCUCACCCCCAAUCAACCCUUCUCUAGAUUUCUGUGUGUACAAUGGUGUGCCCAUCAAGCAAAGCCAGACUGUUAACGUUGGGUGUGACAAGGUGUGCAGCUGUGAGGACGCCAAGACAGGCCAGAUCAACUGUGAUGACAGGUGUGCUACAUACCCACAACUGAAGCCUGGAUGUACGAUGAUAACUGACCCCAAUGAUGCUUGCUGUCAAAUUCCAAAGUGCAACAGCCCUAACACCAAUGGUAACCAGCAUAUUCUUACAGGAAUGCCUGGUUCGAUUACUGGACAAAGCUUGCCACCAAGUAACCCCAAUCCUCUGACAAAAACAACAGGCUGUAUGUAUCACGGCCGCACCUACACACAGGGACAGACCUGGGAUGAUGGAUGCACCUACACUUGCGAGUGUCUUGAUGACCACAGCGGCAAAUACAAGUGCAAUGAAAAGUGUGCCAAGACUCCCAACGUACCUGCAAGCUGCAGUUUGAUUCAGGAUCUAAAGAAUAAAUGCUGCAGAGUUGUCUACUGUCCAACCAUUGUUCCCACUCAGACUGUUCUUCUACCAACACCAUAUCCAAUUGGCUACACCCCAUACCCAGGAGCAACACCUUAUCCAGGACCAUCGCUGUAUCCUAUUGGUCAAACACCUUCACCAGGAGCAACACCAUAUCUUGGACCGACGCCAUAUCCCAUUGGAUACACACCCCUCCCAGGUGCUACACCUUAUCCUGGUCCGUCUAAAUACCCAAUUGGAUACACACCUUACCCAGGCGCAACGCCAUAUUUAGGACCAACACCAUAUCCCAUUGGAUAUGUUCCAUUUCCAGGGGCAACACCGUACCCAGGGCCAUCAAAAUAUCCCAUUGGAGCAACUCCUUAUCCAGGAGCAACACCGUACUUAGGACCUACGCCAUACCCCAUAGGAUAUACCCCAUUCCCUGGAGCAACUCCAUAUCCAGGGCCUUCUAAGUACCCUAUUGGAUACACGCCAUUACCAGGUGCAACACCCUAUCUGGGACCAACACCUUACCCAAUUGGAUACACACCAUACCCAGGAGCAACGCCAUAUCCAGGUCCGUCCAAAUAUCCAAUCGGUUACACACCCUCACCUGGAGCUACUCCAUACCUUGGGCCUACUCCAUAUCCAAUUGGCUACACGCCAUACCCUUAUGCCACACCAUACCCAGGACCAUCACAAUAUCCCAUUGGAUAUACUCCAUACCCUGGUGCAACACCAUAUCUUGGACCAACUCCAUACCCAAUUGGUUAUACACCAUACCCAUCUGCUACUCCUUACCCAGGGCCUUCUAAGUACCCAAUAGGCUAUACACCAAGUCCAGGUGCUACCCCAUAUGUUGGACCAACACCUUACCCAAUUGGAUACACACCAUGGCCUGGUGCAACCCCCUACCCCGGACCAACACCAUACCCAAUAGGUUAUACACCUUCACCGGGAGCUACACCAUACCCAGGACCAUCGAUACAGCCUAUUGGAUACACACCAUUCCCUGGAGCUACACCUUACCUUGGACCAACUCCAUGGCCAGUUGGUUACACGCCAUGGCCAUAUGCAACACCUUAUCCUGGACCAUCCAGAUAUCCCAUAGGCUACACUCCAUCUCCUGGUGCAACACCCUACCUCGGACCUACUCCAUAUAAAAUAGGAUAUAUCCCCUUCCCUGGGGCUACACCAUAUCCAGGUCCCUCAAAAUAUCCAAUUGGCUAUACACCAAGUCCUGGUGCCACACCUUACCUUGGACCAACACCAUGGAAAAUAGGAUAUACUCCAUCUCCAGGAGCAACACCUUACCCGGGACCAUCAAAAUAUCCAAUUGGUUACAUUCCAUAUCCUGGUGCAACACCAUACCUCGGACCCACGCCCUAUCCCAUUGGUUACACGCCCUAUCCAAGCGCAACACCUUAUCCUGGGCCAACUAGAUACCCAAUUGGAUACACACCUAGCCCAGGUGCUACCCCAUAUGUUGGACCAACACCUUACCCAAUUGGAUACACACCAUGGCCUGGUGCAACUCCCUACCCCGGACCAACACCAUACCCAAUAGGUUAUACACCUUCACCAGGAGCUACACCAUACCCAGGACCAUCGAUACACCCUAUUGGAUACACACCAUUCCCUGGAGCUACACCUUACCUUGGACCAACUCCAUGGCCAGUUGGUUACACGCCUUAUCCAUCAGCAACACCAUACCCUGGACCAAGCAAAUACCCCAUUGGCUAUACACCAAGCCCAGGAGCUACACCAUAUCUUGGACCAACUCCAUGGCCAAUUGGGUACACCCCAUGGCCUUCAGCUACUCCUUAUCCUGGACCAAAUAGAUAUCCCAUUGGGUACACACCCUCUCCUGGCGCCACACCAUAUCUUGGACCUACUCCAUAUCCCAUAGGCUAUACACCAUGGCCUGGUGCGACACCUUACCCUGGACCAUCGAAAUAUCCUAUUGGCGCAACACCAUAUCCAGGAGCUACUCCUUAUCUUGGACCAACCCCCUGGCAAAUUGGCUAUACUCCGUCUCAAGGAGCAACACCAUACCUUGGUCCAACACCAGUUCCAAUUGGAUAUACUCCAUACCCUGGCGCUAUACCGUACGCUGGACCAUCUAAGUACCCAAUUGGAUAUACACCUAGCCCUGGAGCAAAUCCCUACCUUGGACCAACGCCAUAUCCUAUUGGAUUUGUACCAUCCCCAGGAGCAACACCAUACCCAGGCCCAUCACGAUAUCCAAUUGGCUCAAUUCCAUUUCCAGGUGGAACGCCAUAUUACGGUCCAACACCUUAUCCCAUUGGAUUUAUUCCAUCUCAAGGUGCUACCCCUUACCCAGGGCCAUCUAAGAUGCCCAUUGGAUACACGCCUUUCCCUGGAGCAACACCUUACUUAGGUCCAACACCAUGGCCAAUAGGAUUUACUCCAUCCCCUGGUGCAACACCAUACCCAGGACCAUCACGUUAUCCAAUUGGAUACAUUCCCCCAUACCCAGGAGCUACUCCAUAUGCAGGACCAACACCAUGGCCAGUUGGAUACACUGUGCAACCAGGAGGCACACCAUAUCCGGGACGUACACCAUAUCCGAUUGGCUAUACACCAUGGCCAGGAGCAACGCCUUACCCAGGACCAAACAAAUACCCCAUAGGCUACACACCUAGCCCAGGCGCUACACCUUAUCUUGGACCAACACCUUAUUCUAUUGGCUAUACUCCAUCUCAAGGUGUGACCCCCUAUCCAGGACCAUCUAAAUACCCUAUUGGAUACACGCCGUAUCCUGGUGCCACAAAAUAUGCCGGCCCUACACCUUGGCCAAUAGGAUACACGCCAUCACCAGGUGCUACGCCUUAUCCAGGUCGUACUAUUAAUCCAUUCUCAACACCAUAUCCUGUUGGCGUCACCCCAUGGCCUGGUGCGACGCCCUAUCCCGGACCAUCUAUCUGGCCUAUUGGAAUUACACCAUAUCCAGGGGCCACUGUCUAUCUAGGACCUACGCCAUGGCCGAUAGGAUACACGGUACGCUAUGGGGGCACGCCUUACCCUGGACCUUCUAAGUACCCACUAGGAGCUACGCCUUUCCCAGGAGCUACACCGUACCUGGGUCCAACGCCCUACCCAAUCGGAUACACUCCCUGGCCUGGAGCAACACCAUACCCCGGUCCCACUCUGCCACCAGGAUACACUGUUCAGCCAACGCCAGGACCUACCCCUGUUCCAAGGCCUAAAGGAAUGUGUGUGUACAAGAAUCAGUAUUACCACGAGCAACAAACCUGGUAUGACGGCUGUACCAAGACCUGCCGCUGUGAGAGUGGAGACACAGGAGACGUACGAUGCCAGGAGAGAUGUGCCAAAUACAGUAUGGCUCCCAACUGCAUGCUGAUGCCUGACCCCAAAGAUCCUUCCUGUUGUGAAGUUCCCAGCUGCCCACUAGUUCCGUCCGGAGCAACUCCGACCCCCGGAUACAUCCAUGUGACGGGGAAACCUGGCGUCAUUAGCGGCAAUGGGCCAGUGAAACCUGUGACUCCAGGGCCGACCGUGUAUCCAUACUUCACCCCCGGACCUACUCCGUCACACAACCCCAACGCCACGCCCGCUCCGAAGGCUGGUUGCAUGUACAAGGGCAGUGUAUACAAGCAGGGUGAGAAGUGGGAUGAUGGCUGCGACUACAGCUGCGAGUGUGUGGACGACCACUCUGGACAGUAUCUGUGCUCAGAGAAAUGCCUGCGCGUGCCAAAUCUACCUCAACGUUGUGUCCUUUUGCCGGACCCUAACAACAAAUGUUGUAAAACUCCAUACUGUGACUUCCUCAAUCCGACACCUUUCCCUGGCGGUAUCCCCACGCCCAACCCUGUCCAGAAUCCGUCACUUGCUCCGGGCCAGACCACUCCGGGUACUCCCGGGAUCGGAACAACUCCACUAAGUGCCAACCAUAACAACAAUGUCAACGUUGGGAUGUGUGUCUACAAGGGCAGCUUCUACCGCCAGGAUGACCGCUGGACUGACGGAUGUGAUAAGUCAUGCGUGUGUGACGAUGCUGCUAAUCAGAGAUACACGUGCAGAGAAAGGUGUAAAUCAUUUGGAAGUGUACCUGCUGGUUGCGUCAUGAAGACUAACCCACAAGACUCGUGCUGCCUUGUGCCCGACUGUACCAAACUGCCACUGGUUCCUAUUGCUGUAACCCCUGGGACAGGAGUAGGUCCCUCAGGGUCCAACAUUCCGCCCCACACCACAUAUGGCAGUGGCACCGGCAUGGGAAUCACACCACAUACGGGGACGGGACCAAGUGGGUCCAAUGCGCCUGGUGUAUCUCCAUGGUAUGGACCCGGCUUCAAUGGUUAUGUAGUACCCACAGGUAUCCCUGGUACUUUCUCCGGCACCAGCGGAAAUGGUCCUAACAACCUGAAUCCACAAUAUGGUAGCAUAAUAACAGGUUCUGGAGGUUCGUGUGUGUACAAGGGCGUGACGUACAAGCAGAGCCAGGUCUGGAAUGAUGGAUGUAACUACAAGUGUGAAUGUGUGGACGCUGUCCGAGGAAACUACAAAUGUACAGACAGGUGUCCUCAAUAUUUCUUCCUGCCGCCGCAGUGCAGCUAUGUAACAGAUUCCCGAGACGCGUGCUGCCAACAGGCACGCUGUAACCCAUCAGCAUUCCUCACCCCAAGUCCCGGCUCCUUUGUCACCCCUACCCCGGCUCCAAACGGCAAUCUGACCAACGUUACACCCACCAAUGGCGGGGGAUUUGGGGGCAGUGGUUUACCACCGAGCCCAAGCCCAUCCUUCGGUUCCUUCUCCAACAACCCUACACAUACCCUCAACCCUCAUACUGUGGGAGGUAUUGGGGGGAGCGGGACCCCGCCCGUCAGACACACAACAUACGACAUCUUCACUGGAACCAGGCCACCAAAUACGUGUGUGUACAAGGACGGCACACUGCACACCAAAGGCCAGACCUGGGCAAACGGCUGUAAGGAGACCUGUACCUGUCAGGACUCGGUCACCAACGACAUCAGGUGUAACCAGAGGUGUCCAGUCAUCGCCGCCAUCCCGUCCUUCUGUCAUAUGGUCCAGGACCCUCAAGACACCUGUUGUAAGAAGCCUUCGUGUAACUACCAGGGUACACCUCUCACUCCCAUGAUUGGCAACAAACAACCCACCACAUCACCAACACUCAGUCCUUCAAUCACCAAUGUCCUGCCUAUAGGCACUCACGCUGUAUUCUCUGGCUCCGGCCACCCACCGGGAACAGUCUACUCCACGUCUAUGGGAGGAAGAGAUGUGUGCGUGUACAAUGGUGUGAUGCACAGGCCCGGCGAGACCUGGGACGAUGGCUGCAAGUUUACAUGUACUUGUCAGAUCAAGGGAAAUGGCCUGUACUCAUGCAGUGACAAGUGCCCGACAUUCCCGCCACUGCCGUCGUACUGCCAAUUCAUCCCAGUUGUUGGGCAGUGCUGCCCCAGUCUUCACUGUGACGUACCCAACGUAGGACAGUAUCACCCAGUGCCACAGCUCAACCCAAGCCUCACCCCCAACAUUAGCCCCGGCCAGACUCCCACCAUGCAGCCCACCAACAGCCCGCAGCUUAUCGUUGGACCUGGUCAAGGCAACGUGUUUGGUGGAAGUGGUCAGCCCGGCCAUGGCUCCCUGGUACCCUCCAACCCUACGAUAGUAGGUGGGAUUAAUGACAAGUGUAUCUACAAGAACAAGAUGUACGACCAGGGAGAGAAGUGGGAUGACGGGUGUCAGUACACCUGCACCUGCAUUGAAUCUCAGUCCGGAUUCUACAAAUGUUUGCCUAAAUGUCCAACCUACUCCAAGAGCAUGCUGCCAAAUGGCUGUUACAUGACUCACGCUGUUGGCCAAUGCUGUGAAACUCCCGUGUGUUCUAAGCCUGAUGGUUCAAUAGUCAACCCGUUGUUACAACCAAACGUGUAUCCAGUGUUUGGGUCUUUCUCUGGCGGCUUCACUGGUUUCCGUCCUGGCUACACUCCCGGCAUCUCCGCCACAUACGGCGGCCGAAUAGAUGCCUGUGUGUACAAGGGCAGUCUCUACAGUCAAGGACAGAGGUGGACCGAUGCCUGUGACUAUGAUUGCGAGUGUAUCGAUUCCUCAGUUGGACAAUACAGAUGCACACCCAAGUGCCCUACUUACACCAAGCUGCCCCCUAUGUGCAAGAGUUUGAGCGUGGCUAACAAGUGCUGCCCACAAGUGUCGUGCCAGGGGCAAAACACCACCCCCAAACCUGCAGUUACCACCCCUAGCGGUGUCACUGGUCCCUGUGUGGAUGUGCUGCCCAACUGCGAACUGUAUGAGGACUCGUCCUGUAAGGCUCCUUAUGAAGACUGGGCCAAGAAGAACUGUGCUCGACGCUGCGGGAUCUGUUAUACACCGCCGCCAAACACCGGCUGUCGGGACAAACUGGACAACUGCGCGAGCUAUGGGAAACCAUCAUGCAGCGGCCAGUACCAACAAUGGGCAAAGGUCAACUGUCAGAAGUAUUGUGACCUCUGUCCUAACACUGGCGUGAGUUCCACUCCCCCUGCAGGCUGUGCAGAUAAACUCAACAACUGCAAAGCCUACAGCAGCUAUUCCUGCUCAGGACAAUAUGAGCAAUGGGCAAGGACAAACUGUGCCUCCACCUGUGGAUAUUGCUCUACUGGCACUGGUGUAAAUCAGGGGCAUGGUGGAGGUGUUGGUGUUCCCGCCACCGGCUGGACAAUAUUGAUGAAGGGUGUUGCGGGUGUACCAGGCGACCUGUAUCAGCUGUGGGCAUCCCCCAACACCGCCAGCGCCAAUGUCCCCUCAGCACAAUACCUGACCAGCACCUACCCACAUUCCUACAAAUCCGAUUUGUCUAACCACUGGAACGACUGUAACUUUGAUCAUAUAAAGGUGGGCAUCUUCAACAACGGUGUAGAAAAAGCCAGUAUUGUGUUCGAUGCCCACGGUGCUGACAAGAUGAGCUGGUUUGAUCCCAGCAGAAUCAUCUCCUCCACAUGGUCUGACAUCAAGACUGCCCAGAAGAGCAUCUUCUCUAUGAUGGGAGACCCAAUGACGGGUCGGGAGUUUUAUACCAGCGGCCAGUCGGGCUCCUCAUGCGACGCUUCAGGGUGGAUGAUGAUUUCUACAAGACCCGGAUGCAGCUAUGAAACCAACGGGGCGAAGCCAGCAUUUUACUAUGUACCAGGAACAACCCAAGCGAAAUUCAGCCAGACUCAGCUAGGAUCAGGAGAUGUGUUUGCCAUCCUGGCACAAGGAGGACAGUGCAAUGGCAGUACCAAUCCUCCACCGACAGGCUUCACUUCAAACAGUCAGUUCUGUGUGUACAAGGGCUCCAUCUACCAGCAGGGGGACACGUGGCUGGAUGGUUGCGAGUACAACUGUACUUGCCAGGAUGCAAGCAGUGGAGUCUAUAAGUGCAUAAAUUUGUGUCCAGUGUACCAGGACCUUCCGGCAAGCUGCAAGAUGGUGAAGCAGCCGGGCGAGUGCUGCGCCAAGCCCAACUGUACCAACCCAGCAGGGGCCACGUGCUUUUACAAGGGCAAAUACUACACCCAAGGCCAGACAUGGGAAGACGGCUGUGACUACAAGUGCACAUGCAUGGAUGCCAGCAAGAGCUUCUACCAGUGUACCCUCAAGUGUCUACAGUGGCAACUACCGAAGGUGUGCAAUUUGUUGGCCCCCCCGGCCGGCAAGUGCUGCCCCAUCCCCCACUGUCCACCAGGCUACGUCAUCAACUACCCGCCGAACUACGUGCAGGAGUAGUCUCCCUCGGGAAAUGUAGUCUACUGUAUAUACCAGAUUUGAAAAAAAAUAAAAACGUAUUUGAUAA
Molecule: messenger RNA, 16271 nt
Organism: Haliotis rufescens (red abalone)
Lineage: Eukaryota; Metazoa; Mollusca; Gastropoda; Lepetellida; Haliotidae
Exons: 81
Coding region: 32-16204 (5390 amino acids)
Molecular function (GO): protein binding
Source: RefSeq, a predicted model, not a curated record